Molecule: messenger RNA, 1803 nt
Organism: Momordica charantia (bitter melon)
Lineage: Eukaryota; Viridiplantae; Streptophyta; Magnoliopsida; Cucurbitales; Cucurbitaceae
Product: serine/threonine receptor-like kinase NFP
Biological process (GO): protein phosphorylation
Molecular function (GO): protein tyrosine kinase activity; ATP binding
Source: RefSeq, a predicted model, not a curated record
AUGGCUUUCCUUGUUCUUCUUCUCUUCUUGUUUUUGGGUCGUUUCGUUGCCUCCCAACCGCCGCCGAAUGUGACGGUUGGCUCGCGGUGUCGUUUAGACUCUGCUUGCCAAGCUUAUGUGACCUUCUUGGCAAGGUCUCCUGAGUUUUUGGAUCUGCAGAAUGUGUCUGAUCUGUUUGGAGUUCGUCGGUCGUUGAUUGCUGAAGCUAGUAACUUGGAUCCCGAGGAUGGAUGUUUGUUCUCGGGCGAGCUCUUGCUGGUUCCGGUGCGUUGUGGCUGCAAUGGAGACCGCUACUUUGCCAACAUCACUUACCAAAUCAAGGAAGGUGAUGUCUACUAUACUUUAGCAACGAAUUCAUUUGAGAAUCUUACUGAUUACCCUGCAGUGCAAGCUUUGAAUCCCAAUUUGAAGCCAAGCUUUCUGCACACAGGAGAUGAAGUAACUUUCCCUCUCUACUGCAAGUGUCCCUCGAAAACGAAUGUCGAAAAUCAUAUCAAUUACUUUAUUACUUACAUAUGGCAUUCGACCGAUAACAUUUCCGAUGUCAGUGCUGAGUUUAACGCCUCGAGCGAUGCCAUACUAGCUGAAAAUAAUUACACGGAUAUGAGCGAUGCAGCAAACCUCCCUGUAUUCAUACCUGUGUCGCAAUUGCCUCUUCUCUCUCAAACAAAUCCAUACGACGAGACGAAGAAAGCCAACCGGAAGCGGAUUCUUGUCAUUUCGAUGAGUGUAGGAGGUUCGGUUUUGAUUCUUCUUUUAGCAGCUGGGCUGGUCUGUGCUCAUUUUGUUUGUAGGAAUAAGAAGUCAUUGAAAUGGAACAAAUUCUCUAUGGACACUACUGAUAGCCCUGCAAGGAACAAUGCCUUUGGGGCUAGAAUUAACUUGCAAGAUGACAGAUUGCUUCCUAAGAUUUCAGACUAUCUAAGCAGGCCAAUUUUUUAUGAUAUCAAUGUGAUCAUGGAGGCAACCAAGAAAUUGAAUGAGUGUUCUAGAAUUGGAGGAUCAUCGGUGUACCGAGCAACAAUCAACGGGCAGGUCUGUGCAGUAAAGAAAAGCAAAGAAGGUAUAACUGAAGAACUAAACAUAUUGCAGAAAGUAAACCAUGUGAAUCUAGUAAAGGUAAUCGGUUUCUCGAUCGACAUUGAUCGGAGUUGCUUCCUAGUCUACGAAUACACGGAAAAUGGUUCACUUGAUAAGUGGUUGCACUCCUCCUCCUCCUCGGCCGUCCUCAAUUGGGAUCAAAGACUAUCCAUAGCAUUAGACGUGGCCAAUGCUUUGCAGUACAUGCACGAACACAUUCAACCGAGCAUCGUUCAUCGAGAUAUCCGAACGAGCAACAUACUUCUCGAUUCAAAGUUAAAGGCAAAGAUAGCAAAUCUUUCCCUGGCGAAGCCUGCAAUAAACUCAACAUCACACAAGAUAGACGUUUUCGCAUUUGGAGUUGUUUUGUUGGAGUUACUUUCAGGUAAAAAAGCGAUCGAGACGAAAGGAGAGGGCGAGGUGGUGAUGUUGUGGAAGGAUAUAAGAGAGGUGGUGGAUGUUGAAGAGAAGAAGGAAGGGAGGGUGAGGACAUGGAUGGAUACAAGACUUGAAAGUUUGUACCCCAUUGAUGGAGCUCUGAGCUUGGUAGACUUGGCCACAGCAUGCACACAUGACUUGGCCUUGGCAAGGCCAAGCAUGGCUGAGAUUGUGUUUAAUCUCUCUGUUCUCACUCACUCUCCCUCUUUGACAGAAACAUCUUGGAUUUCUGGUUCGGAAUCGACAGAUGUUAGCCAAAACAUCGGUACCGUUGUGGCUCGGUGA